Molecule: messenger RNA, 627 nt
Organism: Suillus fuscotomentosus
Lineage: Eukaryota; Fungi; Basidiomycota; Agaricomycetes; Boletales; Suillaceae
Exons: 3
Coding region: 1-627 (208 amino acids)
Biological process (GO): N-acetylneuraminate catabolic process; D-glucosamine catabolic process; carbohydrate metabolic process
Cellular component (GO): cytoplasm
Molecular function (GO): identical protein binding; glucosamine-6-phosphate deaminase activity
Source: RefSeq, a predicted model, not a curated record
AUGUCACAGAUAUAUGUUUCCUUGAUCACCCACGCACUCAGAUCCAUCUCUCCUUGUACACUUCCUUUCCCUUGUGCUACUUUCCCUGGAUCCACGCCACAUGUUAAUCAAAGAGGGCAGUUUAUCGUGAGUACUGAACCAGUAUACUCGAAGUUGUGUGUAUCCACUCAUGACUCCAGGUUCAAGCACAUCAUCACUUUCAACAUGGACGAGUAUGUCGGCAUUCCUCAUGACCACCCAGAAUCCUACCACACAUUCAUGUUCUGCGAGUUUUUCUCUCAUAUCGAUAUUCCCCUCUCCCAAGUCAAUUUACUGGAUGGGAACACCAAAGACUUGGUCGCCGAAUGCAACACAUAUGAGUUUUGCAUCAAGCAGGGUGGUGGUAUCGAGCUCUUCCUGGGUGGUAUUGGCGAGGAUGGUCAUAUCGCAUUCAAUGAACCUGGCUCAUCCCUCGCGUCCCAGACCCACAUCAAGACACUUGCUUUUGACACCACUGGAUUGAACCUCCUGCCAUCAAGUUCAGUGCCCUCUCACUACCUUCAGCAUCAUCCCGCUACCUCUCUGACUCAGGGACUGGUGCUCAAUCUCACGCUGCUGCUCGCCGCCAUCCUCGACCCAUGCCCAUGA